Funneliformis mosseae is the source of this 145-nucleotide messenger RNA. Lineage: Eukaryota; Fungi; Glomeromycota; Glomeromycetes; Glomerales; Glomeraceae. The record is from the annotation of a GenBank genome assembly.
ACCUCAGAAAACUUUAGGAUUAUUGGCUGCAUAUAAUAGUUUUAAUGCUGAAGAAUUGCUUCAAUUCAGAAGAUCAUUUUGUUAUGAAUCAGGAGAUACAGUCACUGGAAGUGAAUUAUUUCCAGAAAAAUAUUAUCUUCAAUAA